AUGCGUACGGGUCAAAUUCUGACAGCCCGAUCAAGUGAAAUGCCGUGAAUGUGCUUAUGAUGCCGCAAAUGCUCGCAGCUCAUGGCACUUCCAAUGACCCACGGAGGGCACAGCGCAACACCGCAUUUCCAGCGUUUUCUGUGUCUCCCAUCAAUUUGUCGGGUCAUCACAACUUUAUCGUACCUUCGACCUGUCCUUGCUGCAGGUCACCUCAUCUUUACCCUGUCGAAAUUCGUGAGAUCGAAGUGCGCACACUCUGGCUAUCUCGACUCAUUUUGGAACCGCAUAGGCCAUCUCGAAAGGCCUUUGCAGCGGCAUGUCAGUCAAACAAGCAUCUUUCGGUAGAAGUAGACCACGUCAUGACAAAGAAUCCCGUCAACCCAAAACGAUCGGUAGUUCCUUCUCGUCCGAUGUCGAUGUUCGUUUGCAAGAAUGUGGAGCAAAUCUCACUCGUACAACUUCCGAGGGCGCAAGAGGAGGGGUUGAAGUAGACGGAAGAAUGUCUUCGGUGACCGAUCCAGGAGUUACUGCAACACGUUCGAAGGCAGAUACCCUUCACAAAGAUGGCUCGGCCUGGCUUCGUCGCUGGGACAAGCGUCAACAAGUGGAGAUGGAAUGGAGGUUUGAGCACGGUGAACUUCCUCCUGGACGAGAUGACAAGACGCGAGCAACACGCCCUGCCGGAAAAGUGACGUUGAUUCCAAGGAGUGUGCCAAAAGUCAAGCGCGUUGAGCCUGCAGAUGAGCAAAGUGCACCAGGUAUACCUCCACAGUGGCGUACAUCGGCUUCGCCUGCGCACAAAGGCAACGAAACUAAUGAGCAUGAAGGCGAUAUGCACCGCAACUUUGAACCUAAGUAUGCCGUCCCGAAACACUCGAUAGCUGACAAAUCUCCCGUAAUUCCAAUACGAAACGACUCCGUGAGAACAUGCAUCGAACAAGCGACGAGCCCUAUUCCAGAUCUCCGCCUCCGACAGGACGAAGCCCAAUGGUCAGACAAAUACGAUCGUCGACAUAAUAUGCAUCUGCAGAGCACGGCCGCAUUUGACUCUCAAAAUCGGAGCAAGACGUCGCCAAUCACCGCACCCAAGCGAUGCGACCCACCACCUGUGCCACCUACCAGUCCGGUUUCCCCGCUUGACGAGAGUUUCAUUGUCGUGAACACUACAGUGCUCCAGCAGCCUGGGUAUCUGGGCGGGGACACGACCACCGAAGUGCUGAAGAUAGCACCAAACACACCAGAUUGGCACUUCCACCGAGCUCUUGACAGACUCGAAGGUCGGCAGAUAGGUCCCAGAACGCCGUCGUCGCGGUCCGAGGUCAUCCCAGACUCGCCUACUCUCAAAGGCCUCGGUAUACAAGGAUUAAGCUCAGGUAUCGUCAAACCGGACACCAGUUCAGAAACAUCGAGCGAUCUAAGCUUGCUGCGUGGAGAGCAAGCGACGUUCAAACACAUGGCUAUGAUGGCUGCAAUGCAAGCAGCAAUCGAGAAUGGCCAUCACGAGGACGAGGAUGGCUACACGACUUCGAAGGUCCGUCCGGAUUCCCCUGUUGAGUGUACUACGGUGCCUGGUUCGCCUGACGGUUAUGUUUCUCGUAAGCGCCUACUAGUGAAGCCAAGUCCAGAGCACGGAAAGAUAGUUCCAGAGAGAAAUAGCACGUUCUUGAUGCAAGUUCAGGAAUGUGCGCGGCAAGAACAGGCACUGAGAGCUAGUACUCCAUCGCAUUUGCAGCUGGCCCAUCCAGCUUUGCGCGAUCAUGACCAUGUCAGGGACCAAGACUGCAAGCUCGACGCGUCGAAUGACAAGAAAGCGCCCAUACUGGAGAAUUUGCACCUGCGCAAACAUGUCGUCGAAAACUUGCAAUACAGUACUCGCCAGAGGCUUAUCGAUCGAAGGCUGAAGGGGAAGUCCACCGGUGGCGUUACCCCUUUACAGCAACAGAAAUCACAGCAGCCACAAACUAAGUCGGAGUUGGAGUUGGAGCCGGAUUCAGGCUCUCCCUGUAAAAGAAUAUCCAGCGCGAGUACGAUACUGUCUGCGGUUCAGUCUCCGUUUUUACCAUUCACGCAUCGCAGCAGCGAAGGCGAUUUGCGAACUUGUUGACGGAUCUUUGAUCAUCGAUCUUCAUUUGUCCGGGAUCAUGCAGACUGGUGCAUGAAGCACCUAUACCUAGCAAUGAAAAUUCAUGUCCUAUUCGGGCGAUGGACAUCUUCUCUGAGGACGUGCUGGAUGCCCGGUCUGUAAUAGUCUUCGUCGACCAUGCG
Molecule: messenger RNA, 2265 nt
Organism: Dissoconium aciculare CBS 342.82
Lineage: Eukaryota; Fungi; Ascomycota; Dothideomycetes; Mycosphaerellales; Dissoconiaceae
Exons: 1
Coding region: 317-2104 (595 amino acids)
Source: RefSeq, a predicted model, not a curated record